ACGACAGUCCAUAAAAACCUACAAGAAGAAGACGUUGCUCUUCGAAAUGGUAACAUCUCCCAAAUCUCAAAACCCUUGUCCAAGCUCAUCUCCUUCUCUCUGCAAAUCAUCCAUCGUCUUGUAAUUCCUCUCAAUCUUUCUCAUGGAAGACGAUGACGAGUUCGGAGAUCUGUACACGGACGUCCUCAGACCAUUUUCGUUAUCAUCGGCACCGUCUACGGCUCAGCAGCCUCAGCAGCCUCAACAGCUCUCUUCUGGUCCAUCGCUAUCCACCCGUCCGAUCGACCUCAAUCUCCAAUCCGAUGAUGGUGCGGCACUCCAUGGAGCUUCCUUCCCUAGUUCUGCUCUUCCCCCGAAACCGUCAAGCCAAACCCUAGGGCGUGACUCCAGCGCGGUUCUACGAGCUCCUUCAGGUCCAGAUGCGAUCUCAAGCGAUCAGGGAGAGGAGGUUUCAGGCCGAGCUGCAAGUGCGUUUGAGAUGGAGGAUGAGAAAUUGUCGAAGAUAGCUUCGAAGGACUCGAGCCGUGAAGAAGCUGGUGUUGCUGCUGCUGAUGAUAAGGAUGUGAAAUUCGAUAUUGAGGAAGUUAAUACUGGACUUGAGGAUGACCCGAUAAUCCCCGGCUUGUCGAGUGCCAGUGGUGGAGGAACAUCGGUCCCUGUGUCGGCUGCAAAUCAGGAAGAUAUUGAAAGCGCUGGAAGAAUUGACCAGGAUAAAGAUAUAGCGACUGGUGGCGGAGAAGGAGAGGGAGAUGAUUGGGAUAGUGACAGUGAAGAUGAUUUGCAGAUAGUGUUGAAUGAUAAUACUCAUCAUGGGCCGAUGGGGAUGGAGAGAGGAGGAAUGGGGGGUGAUGAUGACGAGGAUGAUGAUGAACUUGUUAUUGUGGCCGAUAGUGGUGCAAAUCCGAUCAUGGAGGAGCAGGAGUGGGGCGAGGAUACAGCACAGGCAGUGGAUGGAGAGAGGAAAGAGGCAGGAGAGGUGGGGAAAGCCAGUGUUGGAGGAGCUGCAGCUGUCCCAAGAAUUGGUUAUAGCAAUCACGGAUACCAUCCAUUUCAUUCUCAGUUUAAGUAUGUUAGACCUGGUGCAGCACCAGUGCCCGGAGCAACUACAAGUGGUCCUGGGGGUGCCCCCGGUCAAAUCCGUCCUCUUGGAAACUUGGUUCCUUUGGCUGGCCGUGGUAGAGGUGACUGGCGUCCACCAGGAAUAAAAAAUGCUCAAACCAUGCAGAAAGGCUUCCAUGCUGGCUUUGGAAUGCCGUGGGGUAAUAAUAUGUCAGGGCGGGGUUUUGGUGGCGGACUGGAAUUUACACUUCCGUCUCACAAGACUAUAUUUGAUGUUGAUAUUGAUGGUUUUGAGGAAAAGCCAUGGAAAUACCCUGGUAUUGAGAUUUCUGAUUUCUUCAACUUUGGUUUGAAUGAGGAUAGCUGGAAGGAUUAUUGCAAACAGCUGGAACAGCAUCGCUUGGAGACUACCAUGCAAAGUAAAAUUCGUGUUUAUGAAAGUGGGCGAACAGAGCAGGAAUAUGACCCCGAUAUGCCUCCGGAAUUAGCUGCAGCAACUGGUGCUCAGGAUGUUCCAUCUGACAACGUUAACUUUGGGAAGCCAGAUGUUGGACAAAGUGAUUUGACAAAAGCUCGCGUGCGACCACCAUUACCUACUGGGAGAGCAAUACAGGUGGAAGGUGGUUAUGGUGAACGUCUUCCUUCCAUCGAUACUCGUCCUCCUCGUGUCCGUGAUUCUGAUGCAAUCAUUGAGAUUGUCUUGCAGGACACUUUUAGUGAUGCCUCCCCUGCUGAAAAUGAUGUCCAGGAGAGGACUGAAAAUGAUCUUCCAAAAGAAGAUUUUAGAGGGGACCACAUAGCUGAUGACAAUGGACCAACCGAGACUGAAUAUUCUGAUAGUUAUGAUUGCAAUGUUCAAAAGAAGAAGCAAAUUGGAAGGGCAUCUUUUGCUCAUUCUGCUCAUGAGGAAACAACUCAAGGAGAUGGUUCUUUGCCCUUUCCUCCAGAAGCACCGCUUCAAUAUCGUCCUGCUUCAAGGGGUCAGACUCCUGUAUAUUCUCGUGGUGAUGAGAGGAGGACACAGGGAGGAGCUAAUGACAGCUCGCCUCAACCAACUCCUACUCCCAGUGUGCAGGACGAGAAGUUCCUCGAUAAUCAAGAGGAGUCAACUGAAAGCAUGGGCGGUAAUCGUAGUCUUCCUGCAUCUCCUGGUGCUGUCAGGGAUGCAAGGGAAUCAAGUAUUGAGCAAAAAGAUGUUUCACCUGAUGCGGAUGAAAGUUCAGUAAUGGAGAAGGAGGAAGUGAUAAAUGAUAAAGAUGGAAUUGUCCCUCACUCCAUGAAGAAACAAAAUGUGAGUUCUCAAGUUGAACCAUUUGAUGAUGAGGAGGAUUCAAAGGCUGCUAGAAGUAGUGAAAACAGUAAAGCAAGAUCUGGUAGUAGUAGAGAUAAUCAGAAACGGAGAGAUGGUAUAGAAGAGGAGGUUGUUCAAGAUAGACAUUCUGCUCGAAUCGGCAGCAGCAGGAAACGACUUGAUGAAAAUGAACAUAAUUACCGUAGAAAAGAUCGUGAUGGGAGACAGGACCUGGAAAGAACUCAUGUGGCAGUAAAAGGGAGGGAAGAUUCGUAUUCUUAUAGGGAUUUUGAUCAAACAUUGGCUCAUCAUCCAUAUAUGAAAACAGAGAGCUUUGAUAGGAGAAAGGAUCCUGAUGGAGCUUGGCAACUGAGAGAAGAUGACCCUUAUGGUAGAAAAAGUAGGGGCGAAGACUCAAGGAAGAGGGAUCGUGAAGAGGAAGCGGGAUCCAGGCACAGGGGUAAGGUUCGAGAAAAUGAAAGGAUUGACAGAAAACAGUUAGAUAAUGGCAACUACAAAAUUCAUUAUGACAAGGAUGUUGGCUCGAGGCAUAGGGAACGAGAUGAUAACUUGAAGAGUAGGUAUGAAGCGGAUGAUUACCACAGUAAGAGAAGGAAGGAUGAGGAAUAUCUUAGGGACCAUUCUGAUCGGCCUGAAAUCAUACAUGGCCACAGAGAAUCCACAAGCCGUCGAAAACGUGAAAGGGAUGAUUUCUUGGACCAGCAAAAGCGAGAUGACCAACAAAGAAUUAGAGAGAAUUAUGAUGAUCACCACACUGUUAGGCACAAAGAUGAAAUUUGGUUGCAGAGAGAGAGGGGUGAGAGGCAGAGAGACCGGGAAGAAUGGCAUAGGUUGAAACAGUCCCAUGAAGAAAUUCUGUCUAAGCGGGAGAGAGAAGGGAGGAGUACUGUAAGGAGUGGGCGUACAUCCGAAGACAGAGGAUUGGUAAGCCAUGCUCGGACGAAGGACGAGUAUAGAGGUUCUGACAAAGAGUACCAAGCCAAAGACACAAUUCGAUAUGGUGAACAGCUGAAGAGAAGGGAACGCAUUGAUGAUGACAAUUCUUCACAUCACAGGGGUCGUGAGGAUUUUCAUGCACGAAAAAGCCAACCAAAUAAUGAUGAGAGAAAAUCUCGGCAGGAAAGGUCAAGUACUCGUAAUGACCGUGCUGCGGAAGCUUCUGAUAACCAAAGGGUGCAAGAGAAAAAGCACAGAGACAACACGAGAAAGAAUAAAGAAUCUGAAGGUGGAGAUCUUAACACUGUAAGCUUGUCCAAGAGAAACCAAGAAGACCAAAGUGGUCACACUAAUGACAUGGGUUUAAAGUGUACAAGUGAGCCAGGAAACGGCAAGAAUAAUAUUCCAGUCCAACAUAACUCUUCCCGGAGACACAGGGAAGAUGCUUCCUCGGAUGAUGAACUGCAAGAUUCAAGGAGAGGGCGCUCAAAGCUGGAACGUUGGACAAGCCAUAAGGAGAGGGAUUACAGUAUGGGCAGCAAGUCAUCGGCUUCCUUGAAGUUCAAAGAGAGUGAGAGGAAUAACAACGGCUCUUCAAAAGCCAGUGAACUUCCAGGUGAGAGUGCAAAAGUCCUUGAUCCCAGUGGCAACCAGCUUUCUUUGUCUGAGGAGAAGGGUGGCGGCGAUCCAGAGAUCAAAGAUGUCGAUAAAUCUUUGGAGGACCGACACUUAGAUACAGUUGAGAAGCUUAAGAAGAGAAGUGAGCGGUUCAAGCUCCCAAUGCCAAGUGACAAAGAUGCGUUGGCAAUAAAGAAAAUGGAGAGUGAAGCUCUUCCUUCUGCCAAAAGUGAAACUCCCGUGGAUACAGAGAUCAAGCAGGAGCGACCUGCUCGCAAACGAAGAUGGAUCAGUAACUAAUACUUCACACAUUAUUUUGGCUAAUUGCUAUCAGAUUGAGGAGCUGACAUUAUUUGGCCGGACUAGUUUUGUGUUCGGCAAUUCUGCAGCAGCCUUCAAUCAUCGGAUCAGGAAUCGAUAAGUUUCUAUCGCCCCCUUCGACUUCGAAAAUGGUUUAUUUAGGGUUUCUGGGCAGGCCACUUGUCUCAGAAUAAUCUCCUAACGCCAUGGCCUCCAUAUACUUUAGUACUAUGUGUAUAUACCAGUCGGUGUAACAUUAAACUUGUCACUGAUGGUGGCACAUAUUACAUUUAUUCUCCUUUUGGAUUGUAUUCCUAAGACAUGGCCUGGAUUGAAUGAGUCAUGUUCCCAGUCUUUCACAGGAGCUGGCCAGCAAGCAAGCAGGCACUAAUUCAAAGCAGGAGUAUUGCUGUUUCUUGAGAAUCUUCCCAAGUGAAAACUAGCAGCAGAUGACGAAAAUCUUGUAUGACUCUGGAGAAGAGAACAAGCUAGACUAUCUGUUGUCUGAGAAGAGAACAAGCUAAGACUAUCUGUUGUCUAGUGGUUGUUUUUCUGUUAUCUUCCUCCUGUAUUCUGUAGCUUAAAUACGAACUAUAAGUUUUCCUCCUUACUUUUUUCUCCGGCAGGAAACCGGGAACGAUUUCAGAAAGUUCCAUUUUUGAGUUAUAAGUAUUUAACAAACGAGGAAAGGAAAUGAUUUCAGCAAUUAA
Carica papaya (papaya) is the source of this 4935-nucleotide messenger RNA. RefSeq names its product FIP1[V]-like protein (gene FIP1[V]). Gene Ontology annotation, cellular component: nuclear speck. The record is from RefSeq and is a predicted model, not a curated record. Gene Ontology annotation, biological process: mRNA processing. Gene Ontology annotation, molecular function: RNA binding. Lineage: Eukaryota; Viridiplantae; Streptophyta; Magnoliopsida; Brassicales; Caricaceae.